Molecule: messenger RNA, 1863 nt
Organism: Drosophila willistoni
Lineage: Eukaryota; Metazoa; Arthropoda; Insecta; Diptera; Drosophilidae
Gene: Hmu
Product: adipocyte plasma membrane-associated protein
Exons: 4
Coding region: 116-1780 (554 amino acids)
Biological process (GO): biosynthetic process
Molecular function (GO): strictosidine synthase activity
Source: RefSeq, a predicted model, not a curated record
AAAUGUUAGUUAACAGCCAUUUUAUAUUGAACUUUGCCGUCGUGUCCAAAAUUUCCUAAAUUAUAAAAGUUUUUCUUUAUUAUUUAUAAUUUAUACACUAAAUAAGCAAACAAAAAUGGGCCUGUUUUAUGCGCUGCAGUUAAGAAUCAUGAAUUUCAUGAUAUUCUUCUUGAUAAUUAUCCUUCUGCCCGGUCUACCACCCCGCACGACAUUCCCCUACAAAGAUUACAUUGUAAGUGAGCCCAAAGAACUGAAGGGGGCUCUGGAGCCGAACUUUCACCUGGACGAGGCGGAGCGUCUGCUGGAAGGGCGUGUCUAUGGUCCAGAGUGUCUGAUAGCUCGCAAUAAUGAGAUCUAUACCGGUAUCCAUGGCGGUGAGGUCAUCAAGCUAACGGCAAAUCAUGUUACCCAUGUCACAAAGAUUGGUCAGCCCUGCGAGGCCAUCUAUGAGGAGUCGAGAUGUGGACGCCCGCUGGGCCUGGCAUUCGAUACAUUGGGCAAUAACCUGAUUGUUGCCGAUGGUUAUUAUGGCAUUUGGCAAGUUGAUCUGUCCACGCAUAAGAAAACUUUGCUCGUCUCGCCGGCUCAGGAGUUGCCGGGCAAGCAAAUUAAUCGUCCAGGCAAGACAUUUAACUCUGUGGCUGUGGACAAGAAGGGUGAUAUCUACUGGACAGAUUCCACAUCUGAUUUCACCAUACAAGAUCUGGUCUUUGCCUCAUUUGCCAAUCCAUCGGGUCGUCUCUUCAAGUACAAUCGUUCGAAGAACGUUAGCGAGGUUCUAUUAGACGAAUUGGUCUUUGCCAAUGGUGUGGCUCUCAGUCCCAAUGAGGACUUUGUUGUGGUGGCCGAAACAGGAGCUAUGCGUUUAACUAAAUACCAUUUGAAGGGACCCAAUGCCGGACAGAGUGAAGUCUUUGUCGAUGGUUUGCCGGGUAAUCCCGAUAAUUUGACACCCGACGCCGAAGGCCUGUGGGUUCCCAUUGUGUCUGCCGCCGAUAGCGAGCAUCCGAAUGGCUUUGCGUUGUUCGCCCGCUUCCCCACCAUACGUCUAUUCCUGGCUCGCAUGUUGGCCCUGUUUGAGCUGCCUUUCCGCUACCUAAACAGUGUCUAUCCGAAUAAAUUCGCAGAGCGUUUCAUCCAUUUUGUGGGUCAUGGCGAAAGUAUUAUGCUCCUGGCUCCCAAACGUACUACUGUGGUGCGUGUCGACUGGAAUGGCAACAUUGUUGGCUCUCUGCAUGGUUUUGAUAAGUCUGUGGGAGGUGUGUCACAUGUCCUGGAAUAUCAAGAUUACUUGUAUUUGGGUUCACCCUUUAAUCAUUAUUUGGCUCGUGUGAAAUCCCCAAAGGCCAAGCAGCCCACAGUGAAAGUGCGUAAUGUUCGUGUUGAGGGUGAUGGAUUGGAGGCGUCUGUGGGCAAGCCACCAGUAGCUGCUACAACAACUACAACUGCCAAGCCAAAGGCUGCGCCCACAACCACAACAACAACUACUACGACAACUACACCCAAACCAACGACAACAACAACUACACCUAAACCCACUACAACAACAACUCCCAAGCCAACAACUACCACACCAAAACCCACUACAACAACAACAACUGCCAAGCCUGCUAAAACAACAACAACCACACCUAAGCCAACAACAACAACGACAACAACCAAACGUCCAAUUCCAACAAAACCGGCGCCCGUCAAGGAAGACAUUCCCAAAGAUACUCAGCCGCCAAAGAAGGAGAAACUAAAGGUCAUCAAUAAACAAGGCGAUCAUGUGGAACUCUAAACUCAAACACAACGAAACACAACGACCAUUCCCAUACCCUGUUCAAAAGAAAAACCCAAAACACGGGAAAAUGGAAUGGAAAA